GAGUGAGAGACUGGGGAAAGGACUAACACAAACUUCUACCCAGGGGAAUAAUAAGCAGAGCCAGUGCAGGAGUCAGAACAGGGGAGAACGCAGCAGUCACCAGUGCACAGCUGUACAAGAAACACUGACAGCUGGAAGGCUGCGAAGUCCCUAAGGCACCUUCCGCCUUGACACCCAAGCAAAAACAGGGGCGGCCAAACUUACCAACUCUGCAAGCCAUAUACAACAAUCUUCAGAUGUUCGAGAGCCAGGGAGCACCUGCUGGAGCUUCAGCUGCGUGAGAGGCAUCUGCUGGGGCUCAGGACUUUAGCCCUGCUCCAGCUGAUGUUCUGAGACCUGGCAGGCGCACCCCCUGGGGCUGAAGCCCCAAGAAUCCCUCCCUGCUGGGGAGAAGCCAGAGAGCAGCAUCUGAAGCUCACCAAGGGAACCCCUGCUCUUUGGAAAGUUUUUUGGUCCUGGAUAAUCACGAUGGAGAAAUGUCAGAUAUCCAAUUGCAGCAUAAAUACCAUGAACCUGACAUGUUACAUGGUCCUCAGCAGCCCCACUCAGAAAACAGGCAUAACUGUGCUGUGCUCCAUUGUUGGGAUUCUGUGUGUUUUGGAAAACUCUUUGGUGUUGUUUCUGAUAUUUGCUUCCCCUAAGAUCAGGAAAAAGCCUUCCUACCUCUUGAUCAGCAGCCUCGCUCUAGCAGAUGUCCUGGCCAGCAUUGUAUUUGUCUGCAGCUUUCUUGAUUUCCAUGUCCUCAACAGAACUGAUUCCUCUAAAGAGAUCUUCUUGCUGAAGCUUGGAGGGGUCAACACGUCCUUCACCGCGUCCUUGGGCAGCUUGCUGCUGAUGGCAUUUGACCGUUAUGUCUGUAUCCAUCGGCCAUCGGAAUACAAGGUCAUCGUGACAAGGAAAAGGGCUGUGGUGGCUAUGGCUGUGGUGUGGAUAGCUACCAUGUUCACUGCCUUCCUGCCUCUAAUGGGGUGGAACUGCUGCAAGGUAAACUCAACCUGCUCUGAGCUGUUUCCCUUUAUUGAUAGCAAGUAUCUGUCAAGCUGGAUCUGCCUGGUAAUGAUUCUGCUGCUGUGUAUAGUGUACGCCUAUGUCCGGGUGCUGUGGAAGGCUCAUAAGCACACAGUGUACAUGGAGAAACACCAAACCCAGGCUGGGCAGCGGAAUGCAAAGAUGAGGAUGGACAUCACGCUCGCCAAAACAUUAGUGAUGGUCCUGGCCAUUGUCGUGACAUGCUGGUCCCCAGUGCUGGCUCUCAUGACGUACAGCCUCUUCGUCAGCCUGAAUGAUCAGAUCAGAAAGGGAUUUGCCUUUUGCAGCACCCUCUGCCUGGUGAACUCCAUGGUGAAUCCCAUUGUCUACGCCCUACGAAGCAGGGAGCUGCGCUCCUCUUUGAGGAACACUAGCUCGCGGUUCAGGAAGAAGGUGAGCAUCUCAGAGAUCACCCCGGAAGCAGACAGCAUUCAGAAAUCCUCACAGAUAGAAACCAUCUGUGACGACACUGUGUGCAACACAAACAUGAAUCUGCUGAAAGCCUGAGCUUUGACGGGGGAAACAUAUGACAGAUUUUGGAUUCUUUCUUUGAAAAGGAAGAAAAUCUAAAGCUGCUUUUCUUUGUAGCUCCUGGGAGGAUUCCUGACUGAAUGCCUUGCCUGGGAAAUGAAACCAUUUGUCUUUAAUGGUGUUGUGAAACAUUUGCAGAUCACACCCUCCCUGUGCCUGGGACUUUACUUAGUGAGAAAAAGACAUGAGCCCUGAUUUGUAAUGGUAUUUAGGCACCUAACUCCCAUUGAUUUCCAAGGGAAUUAGCUGUCUAAGUACCUUGAAAAAUCUGGGCUGCUGGUCCCUCCCCUCUAAAGAGCAGAUACACCCAACCAAAGGAAGACUGGACCAACUCUACCAUACGAAUACUACAGUGAUAGCAUAGCAGGCUUUCAGAGAUACUACAGUGAUGGGUGCUCUACAAACAUCAUGGAUGGACGGAUAAACAGAAGCAGUCCCCACUAUUUUAGGGCAGCCCUCUCGGUUUACCAGACUAAGUCCACAACUGUGUCAGCUAGUGAUCUCCUUGACCCACUCAUCUUGCAAUCAAUUACCUCUUUCCUCCCUACUCUAAAAUGAAGUUCUGGUCCAAGUAAAAUGUGCUUUGAUCCAUGUGGCUGUAGCACAAGGCUGGUCUAUGACCACUCUGCUGCUGGGACUGCAACAUUUUAUAUGCAGUUGUGGUUAAAUACGCUAAGGCAUCAAGCAGACCGCGGUGGUGGGGAGAGCCCCGCUCUCCCAUUAAACUCAGUGGAAGUUGAGCACCUUGCAGGAUGGAGCCCUCAGUGGGUCUUAUGCCCAGAUACUCAAAGGUAUUUAGGCUCCUGACUUCCACUGAAAUCAAUUGGUGCCUAAAUAGCUUUGAGGAACUGGGCAGUCUGAGAGCCUCAGUGUUUAGGAGUUUGACUGUGUUUCCAGGAACAUUUACAGCCAAGUAUGGCUCCAAAGGAAGUGUAUGAAUGUGCUUUACUUUUCAUCCAACUAAGGAGGCACAUUUAUCCCUAAUGUAAUUUCAAUGAUGGCAGGGAGUGGGGGGGGGGAAGCUGGUACAAAUUACCAGGGCCCAGCAGUCCGGAAGGGGGCCCGGCUUCCCUGGCUUUGUCGGCCCUGUUUAGCCGGUCUGCCCUUGCUGGGGGGCCCGAAAAACAUUUUUCACCGGGGCCCGAACCCACUCUCGGCAGCCCUGGCAGUGUGCGAAGCCCCCGGCUGCCCCUAUGUGUAGGAGCCGGAGAAGGGGACAUGCCACUGCUUCUGGGACCCAUGUGGAGUGGGGCAAAUCCCCGCUCUUGCUCCCUGGCUGGAGUACUGGAGUGGGGCAAGCCCUGGAUCCUGCUGCCUGGUGGGAGCUAGAGGGCUGGAUUAAAACAUCUGGAGGGCUGGAUGCAGCCCCCAGGCCGUAGUUUGCCCGCUCCUGCCCUAGAGUAACUAUGCAGUUAUAUGCAGUGUUGUUGUAGGUCUAUGCUAUUUGUCGCCAGUGGCUGCUACGAUAGAAAUUAGGAUGCCUUUGCAAAAUUAUGUUGUGACAUUGCACUCUAUAGGAUUUUAUGAA
Molecule: messenger RNA, 3088 nt
Organism: Gopherus evgoodei (Goodes thornscrub tortoise)
Lineage: Eukaryota; Metazoa; Chordata; Testudines; Testudinidae
Gene: CNR2
Product: cannabinoid receptor 2
Exons: 3
Coding region: 469-1536 (355 amino acids)
Biological process (GO): cannabinoid signaling pathway
Cellular component (GO): membrane
Molecular function (GO): cannabinoid receptor activity
Source: RefSeq, a predicted model, not a curated record